AUGGACAGCGGUGUUGGAUUUCAGGACUUGAUGAUGCGUCAGGGCCUGCUUGACUUUCUCGGCAAGCCGCCCUUCGUUAUGGGCAGCGAGUGCUGUGGAAAAGUUUCUGAGGUUGGGGAAGGUGUUACGAAAUUCAAGACUGUGAGGGGCGUUUCUCGUCUCCACGUCCUCGAUCCACCACAGAGUGUGCGUCCAGGCCGUAUGAUUGACUCCUCUUCCAUGAAUCACCACUACUGGCCGGAGCAGUCCUACACCCAAUCGUGCUUGGAGGCCGAUAUCUACGGCACCCAUUUUUACUCCCAGGUUGGUGACGAGGUGGUGGUGCUGUGCGACAAUGGAACGUGGACGGAGCACUUGGUGGUUAGAGCCAUUCCAGAGGAGCCAAAUGAAGCCGGAGGCGAACAAGCAGAGGCUGCUACUAAUACAGCACCGUUGGCUUUGGUGUUGCACAAACCCACUUCACUCUCCGCCAAUCAGGCCGCCGUAUUCCUCAUGUCCUACCUUCCCGCCUACCUGCUGCUGCACACUGUCGCCUGUGUUCGGUCCGGCGACAUUGUUUUAGUCCACUCGGCUGGCGGUGGUGUUGUGAGUUCUCACUUCGGAACGGCGAUUGGACAGUUGGCCAAGCUGAUUCCCAACGUGAAGUUGAUUGGAACUGCAUCAACUGCCAAGCACGAAAAUCUGCAACAGUACUACUCACAACUUAUCAGUAGCACACAGGAUUACGUGGCGGAAGUUAAAAAAGAACAUCCCAAUGGCGUUACUGUAGUGUUGGACAGUCGUUCGGGCGAAGACACCAACAAAUCGCUCAGUCUACUUCAACCUCUGGGUCGCUACAUUGUCUACGGGAACUCAAGUUUUGUCACCGGUGAAAGGAAGAAUCUCUUCAAUUUUGCUAAAUCGUGGAUUCAAAUGGAUCGCAUUAACCCCUUGAAGCUGCUGGAGGAGAACAAGUCACUUGGUGGUCUCUCUUUGAAACAGAUGCUCUUCCGUCAACACCACUCCUCAGUCGUGUUCGAAGCUUGGAGGGCAUUGCAACAGCUUCUAGCAGAAAGAAAAAUUGAGCCUAUAGUUGACAGUGAAUGGAGCUUUGAAGAAGUGAAAGAGGCUUUGCACAAACUUCAGGAUCGCAAGAAUUUCGGAAAAGUUGUCAUCAGCCCAAAAUUGAAGCCGAAAGAGCCUGAACAGGAAAAGAAGACUGAGGAGUCAGCGGCCGCUGGAUCGAAGGGAGGCGGUGAUACAGCCGGACCCGCGACUGCGACAACGACUACCACCUCCAUCAUGCAGACCUCGAUUUCAGCCGAAGAGUUUGCUCGUUUUCAAUCUCAAUUCAUUGAGCUUCGCAAGCAGAAAUAUACCACCGAGGAAGAUCUUUCUCGAGCCGAAAAAAAGGUCGUUGCAUUAGAAAAUACACUUGCUCAGCAAUCAGGGGAGCUGGCUCAACUUCAAAGCCGCCUUUCGUCCAUUCAGCAUGCUGGAGGCAUCGCGGCGGUAGUUAAGGAGAACCACAACCUUCGUCAGCGUCUCCUCAACGUUGAAUCCUCUUUCCAGUUGCAGAUGUCGACUUUGCGGGCUGAAUGUGAGCGUCUUCAAGCAGAAAACGCCCAGUUGACGAAGACCUGUAGCCUUCCCAACACUAUUGAAGCAGCUGCUCAAACAUCCUCUUCCUCUCUUACAUUGUCAACAACAUCUAGCGCGUGUCAGACAUUUAAAACAGGCUGGGCCUCGGCGGUAACACAGACGGAAGCAACCUCUACUGAAGUGGCUGAAUGGUUUGCUAAGGCUAACGAAUUUGCGGCUUUGUUGGAGGUAUUGGAAUCAGAGCGGAAGAAUUCUGAGGCAUUGCUUAAAGAGGUCAGUCGUCGGGAAUUGGACGUGGAACGAUUAGAAGGGGAUUGCGAGGCUCUGCGGAGUGAAUUGAAUGUGGCGGAGAGACGAGGAGAGCGGGUUCAGCGCGAGUUGCAACGACAACUUGCCUCUGCGGUGCGUACAGCAAGACGUGCAGCAUCGGGAAAUGCACCGUCUUUAUCGAGCCUUGUUGUCGUGCCUCCAGCUGACCAAAACAUGGACGGAAUUUCUGUUGAGUCCUUUAGCUUCUGUGGAGGCAGUCAGACAACGGGAAACGAUAACGGAGAAGCCUCAGAAGCUUCCUCCACCUCACAGACGCAACCUCAACAAGGUCUACUAAGUCGUCUGUCGGAAGUGCAAGAGGAGAAUUGCAAUUUGCGGCAAAAGAUGAAACAUCUUCAAUCGGAAGUGGACGCUAAAUCAGAGAUCAUUCAGCGUGCACUCAACGACAGGUUCAGUUCAAGCAGCUCGCAUUUUGCCAAUUCCAAUAGUGGGUGUUGCUCCUUUCCUAGUCGAUUAUUUGUUCAUUUGCUUAUGCUGCAGCACCUUCGGCCUUCCGAAUCGCAUCAUGCCUCGAUAGCCGUGGCCUCUCCCUCCUCAGCCUCUACCAUUACUACAACUCCGAUUCGGCUAGCCUCGGACAUGAUUUCAACGCUGCGCUCGAAGUUGAGGAGUCUGGAGAUGUCCUUCUCUGCUGCAGCGAUGAAUUCCACGGAGCUGAAGGGCUUGAAACGCCUUUGUGAGGAGUUGAUGACUAGGAAUAUCUCCCUAGAGCAGGCUCUUGAGGUCGCUAUUGCAGGUUCUAAUGGAGAUUUGGAAGUCUAG
Hydatigera taeniaeformis is the source of this 2673-nucleotide messenger RNA. The record is from the annotation of a GenBank genome assembly. NCBI's taxonomy places the organism in Eukaryota, Metazoa, Platyhelminthes, Cestoda, Cyclophyllidea, Taeniidae.